AUGUCGUUGCUACGCCCAUCAAUUGGGGGCAGACUGCUCAAAGCAGGAACCCCUUCAUUGCGACGAGCUGUCCCUGGCUCCCAACGAUUCGACACGCAUACAGCUCUAGGAACCACCCUGACAACAUCGGACAAGGCCCCGGGAGCUACACCUGAAUCUUCUGUCACCACUGAGGAGCAAUUGAAGGCACCCAGACACAAUCAGCCGGAUUACUCGGUACAAGUUGAUCAAGCUUCAUCACUUUUCUCCCCAGUCCCAAAGCGAGUUAUGAACGGCAGCGAGGAAGGCGAAGUUCUACCAGCAGCUGUGCUAUCUGGAGCACCAAUUGAACUUGAAGCCCGAACCGUCCGCAUCUACCGCCCCACCAAGCCCGCGACACAAUCAGGAGACUGGCAUGGUCACGAAUGGCGAAUGGACUGGGAUAUAUUACCCAAAGGGCACCGUUGGGAGAAUCCCUUGAUGGGCUGGCAGUCAUCGGCAGACUUCAUGCAAGGAACGAACAUCACCUUUAAGACCAAAGAAGAUGCUAUCAGGUUUGCGGAGAAGCAGGGCUAUGAGUACUUCGUGCAGGAGCCAAACUCCAGAAAGAUCGCACCAAAAAUGUAUGCGAACAACUUCUUGUGGUCGGACAAGAAAUUGAAGCACAUUCGGACGAAGUAG
Molecule: messenger RNA, 660 nt
Organism: Lachnellula hyalina
Lineage: Eukaryota; Fungi; Ascomycota; Leotiomycetes; Helotiales; Lachnaceae
Gene: nuo-21
Product: NADH-ubiquinone oxidoreductase 21 kDa subunit, mitochondrial
Exons: 3
Coding region: 1-660 (219 amino acids)
Biological process (GO): electron transport chain
Source: RefSeq, a predicted model, not a curated record